Messenger RNA from Aspergillus steynii IBT 23096, 2024 nucleotides. RefSeq lists its product as uncharacterized. The record is from RefSeq and is a predicted model, not a curated record. Bases 96 to 1868 code for a protein of 590 amino acids. Lineage: Eukaryota; Fungi; Ascomycota; Eurotiomycetes; Eurotiales; Aspergillaceae. The transcript is spliced from 3 exons.
GAAGGUUGCUGGGUUUUGUCAAAUGACUGGCAAUCCUCCCCGGCUUUUUUCUAGCUGCUCAGGAAAGAGACCUGACUACGCCCAACGACGGAGCCAUGGUGCAGAUUCGUGAUCCCACAAGGCUUGCCAGAGAAAGCAAUUCUCAGAGUGUCAAUAAGGACGAUGCCCUGGAGGCUCGGCGAUGGAGAGAACGGAGCGAGGAAAUAGGUCGGCGGCGAGCCGAUCCUGACAGGGGACCUUUGUCAAUCUGGAGAGCCGAUGACGAUGAAGAAGAGGAAGAAGAGGAGAGCGACGCUGUAUUUCAGCCACUAAGCGAAGAGGAGAAGAAGUUGAAAAUUAUCAGCGAUAACCACGGCGAGAUUUUCACCCAUUUCAAAAGCAAGCCAUCGUACAAGAACGGGUCUCUGGAGGACUGUUUCAGAGAUGUCGAUGGAAACAAUGACCGGGCAGAAUUUGAGGGCUUCGUCAAACAGCACCGCCCCUAUUUCGACGCGGUCGGAAAGGAUCAAGAAAAUCUGCUUCACUAUCUUGCAAAGCAAGCGAAAGGGCGUCCGUUGGUUAGAUGGCUCCACGGAGAGUGGCCCCAUCUUGCUUUGCAAAGAGACGCGGCCGGAAAUACGCCUCUCUAUUUGGCUAUUACCCGACGUCAGAAGUGGUUUGUCCUCGUUAUGCUCGAGUCGCAGUACUCCCUUGUUGAGACCUUAGGGAUAGUUGGCGAGAAUGGCAACACAGUGCAUCGAAUGCUGCGAGAGAUGCUCCCUGUGACUGAUGAAUUGGCAAUUGCUCUGAAAAUUGCCCUAGACAAUGAACCGUCAACAAACGCGAACUCGCCUUUCGGGGACGUCUUUCGCUGCAGAGACAACGAAGGUCAAGCGCCACUCCACGUGGCAGUCAGCCUUAUUUCGAAGCCGACCAUUCCACCCAUAGAGGAUAUCCGAGCCCUGAUGAGAUUCGUCCGAAAUAUCGUGGAGAUGGACCCAUCGACCUUGCACGAACUGAACCAAGAAGGCCACACGCCACUACAUCUUGCCAUCAGCACAAUUGGGGACGCGCAGUUCCGAAUAGCGACGUCGAGAACUGCAUUACUUAGUUCAUGGACCUGCGAAAUGAUUCAGCUAAGUCCCAAAGCCUUCUUGGUGAAGACUGCCACAGAUCAGAGUCCUUAUCAUUUGCUCGGGAGCGCGAGGGAUGACAAGGCAUGCGAGCCCCUGGUUGAAGAAAUGAAGAGGCUGUAUAUAAGAGCUUUGCCGAACGAGGAACUGAAAAAUCUGCUAUAUUCCCAAUGGGACUGCGAGACAGGAUCGGCAAGAUUCCUAUCACAAAGCGAAAAACGGGUCUACUUCGAUCUUUCGACGACUCUCGAGACCAAUCUCACAUAUGAAUAUUUUGAAGCACUCAGCAAGCACGUUCGGUUUGAAACAAUCCUCCACCAUGUCGAUCUGCCGAACAUGUCUGUGCAAAAAGGCGAUAACUGGUUCAAAGGCGCCACUGACUUCAAAGACCGGUUUAAGGCUAUUCGAGACCUGACUGGAGUAGGAAGAGCAGAUUUUCCCAAGGUCUUUAUGUGGUUACGGAAGAAUGGCGUGCAAAAGAUACUCGAGAUUCAUGCAAUGGACUCUGCUGGAACAUCCCACUGCGAUGAGGCGAUUGAACUUUCCAUCCAGGGUUUCCAGGUGGAGGUUUUGAACUGGGAACGCGUCGACAUCUCCAGCGAUGUAUUUUUCAACGCCGCGCCGGACGUCCGUGAGCUACACCUUUAUGCCAGCGGGAAUAAUGAGGUCUUAAGAGGCUGGUCAUCAAAGGAUGGUUUACCGAGAUUGAAAAAGCUUAGGAAAAUAACCUUGAACGUCCGACUGAGGCCAGAAUGAAGGGCAAUGUAAAAUUGUUCAAGGAGCGGCUAUGGCAAGAGAUUCCCGAUAUCGAGAUCGUGGAUGGAGCCAUGGUUGUUCCUGACACUCGCUUGCCAGCCAAGAAGGUCCAGAGACCGACUGCCACUAGGUACGUACAGAUUUCUAGAUUAUCCG